UUAACGAAGAAAUCCCGGCAAUCGAUCAUGGCUUUGGUACAAGUAGCAGCGUGCCAAGUAUGCCUAGAUCUCCGCAAGACAUACUCCCUUGGGUACUACAUGAAAUCAGCUUUCCGAGAGAUCCGAAGGAGGACAAGGAUCCGCACAAAGUUCAGUUAUCCAUAGAUGUUAGGCCGAAUGGCAUUAUCUUGGAAUUUGUGCAACGACUGUUUGAGGAUCCAAGAUUAGUGAAGCCGACGAGUGUUAGUGCAGUGCCACAGGAGGAUGAAAACACCACAGCACAUGAUUCUGGCAUUGGCACUGGCAGUGGCUUACCAAGUAUGCUUGAUAUUCAAGAAGAACAAGCCCGGCCUACUGUCAGCAACUUCAGGCACUACAAAGAAAACCAGGACCCUAACAAUGUUGAAUCUUCUAAGCCUGUUAGGUCGAAGAAGACAAAACGAGAAUCGGCGCAACCAUCAGCAAAAGAAGAGCAAAAACUUAGCAGUCAAUUCUGAUGAUUGUUCGAGAAGCAGCCAUCCGAAUAUAUACAAAGGCCUUGUUAUGACUACUAGAAAAAGAUGAGUAUUCUUCUCUAAAUUGUUUCAAUUUAUUCUUAUGAAAUUAAAAUAAUGAUUUGUUUCAUCUUUUCCAGCGGACCAUGGCAACGCUAACCAGCUAAAUGACAUUUGGACAUUAUAUUGGUCAUUUUCUACAGUUUUAGUUUGAAGACAACACAGUGACAAAAAAGAUAAGAAUAGCUUUAUUAUUAGCUAGGAUAAAAUAACUCUUUUUAUAUUUUUAUGAAGAAUACACGAAAUACCUCUUUAUUGUUUAUAGGCGAGAAAAGCUGUACCGAGCACUAUUGGUAUAUGUGCUCUAUAUCAUAUAAAUGCCAAGCAUUAAGGUCUACAUAUUCGAAAAACUUGGAACUUGGUCCCAAAGGAUUUGGCAAGUAGUAAUGUGCUGCGCCGUAAGAUUACAAGCGAACGGAUAGACCAAAUAAGCUCAAUUUCAGGAUGUUGUUCAAGAGAACAUUGGUUAUGGUACGAAUAGAGGGAUUUAAAUUAAAAUAUGUUAAAAGUUACAUGAAUAAUAUGCUAAAAUGUAUAAAACAUCAAUUAGAAAAUCAGUAAGAUGCUUAUAAAAAUGUUUGUACGUAUUUUAAAUUAAAAUAAAUAUUUUAAAACCAAAA
Messenger RNA from Nasonia vitripennis (jewel wasp), 1174 nucleotides. RefSeq lists its product as uncharacterized. The record is from RefSeq and is a predicted model, not a curated record. NCBI's taxonomy places the organism in Eukaryota, Metazoa, Arthropoda, Insecta, Hymenoptera, Pteromalidae. The coding region runs from base 60 to 497 and encodes 145 amino acids. The transcript has 2 exons.